AUGAAUCAAAAGUCCAUUGAGGAACGUCUUGCUCUAGAAGAAAAUGAAAAACGAAAUAAAGUCAGAAAAAAAUUGAAAAUAAAAAAAAAUAAUGAAGAAAAUGAGGGAAGAAAAAUGCCGCUUUUCGCCGCUGGGGCGGGAUCAUCCCCUCCCGAUUCUAGCAGCGAGCAAAAGCAUGCGACUUAUGUUGGCCAGAUCGAUCCUUCGACGAUGCUCUCGAUCAUGCGAGUCAAGAGCGACAAUCAACAGAACCAAAAACCCUUCUUUCCAGAACCAGUCCAUGUCGACGACGAAGAAAAUCAAGCGAAACAGAAGUCGGAUAAGAAGAAGAAAUCGAAAAAGUCGAAAAAGAAAAGCAAAACCGACGAAAAAAGCGAGAAAACACGACUUCGACCAGGAGAAAUCGAAACGAAAAAAGGCGUUUAUUAUUUGGAUCAAGCUCCUGUUGGAUCGCUGUUUUGUCUCGACAAGAAAGGGGACACUGAAAAUCGCAUUUUCCAGAGAAUCUACAACGGAGAGCUUCCAGUCUACAAACGCAUCAAUCGAGAUAUCGUCGGUCUUGAAAAAUACUUAUUCGAAGAUAAGAAGAAAUCAAAGAAGAAAAAGAAAAACGAAGUCGGCCGGUACUUCGACAAAAAGAACAGAAAACUGAUCAAAGCAGCUCCAGCGGCAACGGCUCGUUCGAUGAAGAACAAAAACAGGGCGAUGGAAGACGUCGACAGCCAGAAACCAAAACUGACGAUGUACAGUACGGAAUUGAUUGAAGACUUCCACGAAGACAAUGAAAUUGAAAUUUUGCAACUGCGGACUCGCGAUUUCAACAGAAAGCUUCAAGAGUUUCCUGAAGACGUUUCGCUCUGGCUUGAAUUCGUCGAAUUUCAAGACGAGCUAUUUGAGGAUCAAAUAGAAAAGGCUCAAAAUGGCAAGAACAUCUCGCGAAAAGUGCUAAAUGAGAAGAAAAUCGCGAUUCUGGAUCGAGCACUGGAUGUUAAUCAGAAAUCGGUUGUUGAGCCUAAAAUCAGGGUAGCUUUGCUCCAUUUCGGCAAAAAGAUCUGGCCUCAAGAAGAGCUGCAAAAGCGAUGGGAAGGACUAGUCUUUUCAAAUCCGCAUUUACCAGAACUAUGGCGGGCGUUUUUGGACUCUCAAUUCAACACGCCGCUGAAGGCGAAAAUGAAAUACUACCAGAAGCAAUUCGAGACACUUGGAGCAAUCUCCGAAGGUUCGUACGCAACCACCCCUCCGGAAAACUUGGAGGAUGAAAUGAUUAUUAAUUUGAAUCACUUGACAGCUCAGUUGAGCCACUUGGGCCAGACAGAAAAAGCGACUGCGAUUUAUCAAGCCAUGAUUGAGUUGAAUUACUUCUGCCCACCUGCUCUGCGAAUGCGCAACCGCGAGAACAAGCUCAAGGCGGCGGAGCAUUACUGGGAGUCGAAUCUUCCACGCUGCGGCGAGGGUAGCCAUGUCAGCUGGGCUGAAUAUUUUAUCACUGCCGGCGCAAAGAGAUUCACAGAAGAAAACACGGACGAGCUGGACGAGAACGAGUUGAAGAUGAUCAAUCAAGACGAGGCGGCGGGCCUCAGCUGGGCACGGGUUGAGGUGUACAGAGACAGAAGACAUUGGCUACCACUCAGGAGUUUGGAAGACGAUGACGAUCUGGAUGACCACGAGCGGCGCAUUAAGUUCUCAGACAUCCGUAAUGCUUUGUUCUGCCUCCCUGAUGAUCAAUUAUGCAUUCGACUAUUAUUCAGCUUCCUGAGAUACCUCGGCGCUCCAACGCUGUCAGACUCUGUCCCAGGCGACAUCGUUUCCGACGAGUUCUUCCAACGUCAAAUAGUUUCUCACGGGCAACUGUUCUAUUCUUCAACCACAAGUACCGCCGCGCCCAAAAACAUUGCCGAUGCACUCAACUCGCUCACGAGCUGCCGCUUCUAUCAACCACUGCCACCCGCCUGCGGGCAAACGUACGACGUUGAUCGGCGCCUCGGGACAUGCCCAAAGAUGAAUCAUCAAUUUGUGGCGAGGCUGUUACAGCAGAUUCUCGAGAAAGCAGAAGUCAGUGGCGCUCUCCACGAUCCAGAUGCGAAACUGUCCUUUGCCACAAAUGGAAUUUAUUACUUCCGAAGCAGACUGUUCUUUUUAAAACAAGGGGGCGUGCAAAUAUCACGAGCCCACAAAGAUUACAAGGAGGGGAAAAAGUUUGCCAAGGCGGUGCUCAAACGUCCGGAGCUCCGUGGGAACGUCAUUCCUUGGUGCGAGUUUGGCAGAUUAGAGGCUGAAGCAGCUGGAGCCACAGCAGCUGUGAACGAAAUUUUCACGAAUUGUCUCGCUCUCGGCCACUCGCUCCGGGCAAAGGCGGACGAUUUCAAGGUCUUUGCGUGUAUGUUUUAUGUGCUCAAAGAGAUGGCGAUGGUGAUCCUGUUUGGCUCUGAUAUGGCCGAGUACCCCGCGUUGGCGCGCGCAUUCAUAUCGGCCGUAGGCACCUUCCUGGCCAAUGAGGAGGCGCCCUCGCUGGGCGCGACGUUUGAACCAGUCAAAGUGCUCCGGAUUCGAAAUGAGCUGAUCGAUUUGCUGGGAAAGCAUGCGACUGCAUAUCGUGACGAUAUUUAUGCGUACUACGGCUGGUCAUGGGGCGAAUCAGCCUUUUUCGACGUUGCAGUCGUCGUUUCCGCAUUUGAGCUGGCUGUAGGGGAUGUUACCAGCUCCCUGGCAGCGCUGGAGAAUGUUAUCGAGACGAUGAAGACAACUUUAGGGCCCCUAGUAGAACAUUACGACCCGACAGUCGUCGACGAACCGAGAAUUAGACGUCGGAGAAAAGAUCUUCAUUCAAUUCAUUUGUACCGAAUUCAGCUUUUCGCCAAGUUUGCGACGAGAGAGCAGAGUUUGACGAAGAAUUUGUUACAGUUCCGACAAUUCGUAUCGAGUGGAUUAUCGGAUUUCCCAUCGUCUGUUGAGCUUCUCUACGUUUGGUACCACGUUGAAUCGAUGAAACUUGGAAUCCACCGGCCGAGCGAUAAUCUUUCCUCCACUGGUUCCGUUUUACCGCGUCAGAUAUUUUCGAUUUUGUACGACUUGUCGCGAGAGUCCCGCAUCUCGAAUCUGCAUGCUUCGGCUGAUACUGAUGCAGACUCGUCAAAUACGGCGCGAGUAAUGACAACUGGUCUGCACCAUCGAAUCAGGAAGAAAUUUUCCGCCGCGGUGGAGAAGUAUCCUCAAUGCGCGUUGCUCUGGAGAAUGUAUUUGGCUUUUGAGAAGAAAAUGGACAACGAGGCCGAGUAUGAAAAUGUCUUCUACAGGGCGAUUGAUCAUUUGCCUCAUGUGAAGUGCCUGUACAUUGAUGCGAUUAUUUACAUGCCCUACAGAAUCGACGAGUAUUUACGAACCAUGUCUGACAGAGAUGUGAGACUACGCGUGCCUAUCGAAGAAAUUCGAAUGCUGCUGAAUAUACCCGUUGACGAAACGCAAAACGCAGAAGCAGCACAAGCAGAAAGCGCACAAGAGAACAUCAAACAGAUGCGAAUCGACGAUGACGAGGACCCUGACGUAGAAGAAAUACCUAUAAUUAUCAAAGAAGAAAGGGGGAGACGAUCGAACUCGAGAGAGCUCUCGCCGGAUAGAAUGGACGAUGUAGCUUCAAGUGGCGAAGAAGAGGAGGAUGAAUACGACUCUGUACCCGCUUAUGAGGCGCCCCACAAGAGAGCAGACGAUGACGAUCGGAAAAGAAGGUCUUCCAGAAAAAGGAAAAAGGGAGUACAAUACCCCGAUCCCGAGUUUGACCGUCGAUGGGAAAAGAAGCGGCGCGACGCCGAAGAUGCGAAACAAAGGGAAAUUGAAGAGCGGCGACGGCGACGUGACGAGGAGAGACGCGAGCGAUAUCGAAGUCAUGACGAUUACUCCGAUUAUGAUGAUGAUCAUCGCGACUAUAGAUCAAGAUCGAGAUCAAGGUCACGUGAACGAGAUUAUCGAAGGUCAAUCAGCCCAGCCCGGCACCAGCGAGAUCGGCGAUCGCCGAGUUAUGAGAAAUCAUCGCGCGACCGGAGGCGCGAUUCCAGAGAUCGACAUCGCGAUUACGAUUCUUACGACAGGCACCGAUCCAGAUCGCUAGAAGAGCUCCUGCUCGGGAGCAACAACAUCAAAGAGUUACCAAAGCAAUUCUUCAAGCUCGUAAAUCUCAAAAAACUCAACUUAUCCGACAAUGACCUCUCAAACCUCGGCCCCGAGUUGUCACAGCUCAGCAAGCUCGUCGAGCUCGAUCUGUCGAGAAACGAUCUCGGCCGAAUUCCGGAAAAUAUCAAGAUGCUCGCGCUGCUAGAAUCUGUUGACUUCUCCGCAAAUCCAAUGACGCGUAUUCCUGACACGAUGGUCAACCUUGCCUCGCUCAAGCACAUGAAAAUCAAUGCCAUUUCGCUGGAGCGUUUCCCGGAAAACUUUGGCGACCUGAAAACUUUGGAAACAUUAGAAGCACGAGAGAACAUGGUGAUGACGCUACCAGAAUCAAUCUGCGAUCUACCGAAUCUACAAUAUCUCGAUUUAGGAGAAAACGAAAUCACAAAGCUUCCAGACAAAUUCGGAAAGCUCUCAAAGCUACUUGAACUGUGGAUUGACGACAAUGACUUGACAUCCUUGCCCGAUUCAAUUGGCGGCCUUGUAAAUCUAACCCUCGCCGACUUUACGAAAAACAAACUCGAAAAAAUCCCGGACUCAAUCUCCAACUGUGUAAAUAUAAGCGUCCUCACUCUCAAAGAAAACUACCUUUCCUACUUACCUAACUCGAUCGGCGCGCUCAAGAAAUUAUCCGAACUCACUGUCGACAACAACAAACUUUGCGAAUUAACAGACUCUAUCGGCCAAUGCGUCGCGUUGACGGAGCUCAUUCUCACCGAAAAUUUAAUCCAAGAGCUUCCAGAAUCGCUGGCCAACUUAUCAAACCUCGGUGUCCUCAAUGUUGGUCGAAAUCGAAUCACGCAUUUGCCAGAGAGAAUCGGCAAGUGCAAAGCGCUUCGGAUGCUCUUUCUCCGUGAGAAUCAUCUUGAAAGGAUACCAGACACAAUCGGCGACCUGAAGAACUUGCAAACUUUGGACGUGGCCGGGAAUAGACUCGACUAUCUUCCCGAUAGCUUGCUGCAGCUUGACAUAAAAGCGGUCUGGCUCAGCGCGAAUCAAGCUCAACCUCUGGUCGCGUUUCAAGAAGACACGAUCACGGAAAACGGUGUGCAAAAGAAAGUCCUAACAUGUUUCCUUCUUCCACAGCAUAAAUUCAACAACGAAGACUACGUGCCUAAACCUUUAACGCAAAAGAUUCCAACUCACGAGAGCUUAUCGCAACCGCCUGAACCAAGGAUUCAAUUCGAAGCGGAAGAGGAAGAGUCCAAUACGGACGAAAAUACGACAGGUUUCAAUCGAGUGCGUGAUUUUACGCCACUGCCAAAGGAUCGUGAUCGCAUGAAACAAGAAGCGCUGAGCUACGCGCAGAAGAAGCAACAAGAAGAAGAUGAAAAAGAGCGAGCAGCACAGCAAAAGAAAGAAGAAGAAGAAGCGGCUGAAGAGGAAACGGAUGAACUCGACCCGCUUAUUGUUCACAACGAGAGUGAAAGCCUCGAUGACAGCAGAGAGCAUGCGCAGCUUCAGCAAAAUGGCGUCAGGUUCGACCAAAGCAUCCAGGAAGAGGCGCCAAUGGAGCACCGACUAAAAAGGACAAACACGCCGCAUUACAAGCGAGAAGCAAGGCUGACGAAUAUGGAUCCACCUGGAAAUUUGAUAAUUGACAACAAGCCCAAUUUAAAUCUAUCCGCAACUCCAAAGGUCCUGGAAAUCGUCCUCGACGGUGCUGGUAGCUACGGUUUGUCCAUUGCCGGCGGUCUAGGCAGUCCUCCAUACAUUGAAGGUGACAACGGUGUCUUCAUCUCCCGCGUUGCCGUUGACGGCCGGGCCGAAGCAGGUGGAAUCGAAGUUGGUGACAAAAUCGCCAAAGUUAACGGCGUAAACGUUUUGGACAAAACUCACGAAGAUGUUGUCGACAUUUUAAGACAAUGUAGAGAAGUCGACGCUGCACCCGAGUUUGUUCUCUAUCGCUAUCCAUUGAACCAGGGCUUCCAGCCGCUUGUAAAUGAGUCUGACUCGGAAGAAGAUGCGGACGAGAAGGCUUUUAUCAAUGGAACAGCCGGAAUCAAUGCGCAGCUUGACUUCAGCGUUCUGUCGAGCGACAGCGUCGAUGAAAAACCACUACCAAUUCCAGAUCUCGUUCAAACUCCAGUAUACUCGUCGGAACCAGCUGAAGACGGUGACUCUUCCAUGCCUCCACCUCCUCUCUCGCCGCCAGAAGAGAAACAAACUGAGCCUCAAGAGACGCCUGAAGCGCUUCCUAUCAUCCAGCCCGUUUCACCGUCAUCGGUAACUCUUGAGCUCGAGUCGACGACGAUUGAUCCGUCGAUUCCUGAACCUCUAUCGUUCCCUGAUCAGACGAUAGUGAAUAAUGAUCCCUUACCUUCCCCCCCGCUUACAAGCGAGAGUCUACCGGAGCCGGUAGCUUCUCCAACAAAGCCAUCUCCCAAAUUACCCUCGCAAAUCACGCUCGCUACUCCGCCAGCUUCUACAGCACAGCAGCCUCCAAUUGAUUUUCAAUCACCAAAGCCAUUCAAGUCUCCUGAAAGACAACCGGAUGGCGCGCAAAUGAGUUUCAAAGAGAAAAUGAAAAUGUUCAAGUCCGGCCCCGCUCCAAAUUCGAGGCCCCAGAUGCGAACAAAAAUCUCACUCGUUAAUAACCAGGAUCUCUCCAGCAUCCGCGCUGACGAAAAUCGAAAGUUGAUUUCACAGAGUGCGGCACAGCUUCGACAAGAGAAGUUCUUUGACCUUAAUGACUCGGAAGAUCUGUACCGCCAAACAGCCGAUUUGGACAAUGGCGCGGGAGGAGAUCAACCACCCAAAAUCAAGCGAGCAGUCACUACGUCUAAAAUGGAAAAUCCUCUGUUACGGGGCUUGCAAUUCUACAUUCAUAGCGCUAGACUUUAUUUAUUUAAAUUUUUAAAAAACCUACUCGGUUUGAUUUUUUCUAAGCCCUCGAAGACUGCUUUGGGCGGAAGUUCAAGCACUGGCGGUUCGCAUAUUCCGAGAGGAACUGAUCUGACGGAUUUGGAGCGUGAAGCAAGUCUUUCACUUGGUCAGAGCGUGAGCCCACGUGAGUGGGAGCGGGAUGUCGAAAGGAGUCGCAAGCUGCGCAUGGAACGGAUGAAGGAAAUGGACGACGACGCCAAGAAGGCCCAGAAAGUCCUCCGUCGCGAACGAAGUCUCAAAGGCGAAAACUACAACCUUCCGACGACGCGAUAA
Molecule: messenger RNA, 7320 nt
Organism: Oikopleura dioica
Lineage: Eukaryota; Metazoa; Chordata; Appendicularia; Copelata; Oikopleuridae
Source: the annotation of a GenBank genome assembly